CAAAUAGGAAGCGGAGCGCGCAAAGAACCAAUUUUGUUCUCCUUAAAAAAGAAGAGAGCAUUUCCUGCCACCUUCCCUGAUUCCAUCACUCGCCGCAUAGUAGAUCACUCCUCGCAGGCAGCCAGCUGCUGUCUCCCGUCCCGCCUCGACAUGUCCGCCGCCGUAGGCUCGUCGUUCCCGGCCGUGGCCGUUGGGCAGCACCGCCGGCGGGGUCGCGCCGCAGCUGUGCAGGUCCGUAGCUCGGCGAUGGCCGCGGCGGCGCCCAUCCUGGACGACCUGAGGCUGCGGUGCGCGACGCCGCUCCCUCUGCUGCGGCACGUGGCGGACGCCAUGGCCGCGGACAUGCGCGCUGGGCUUGCCGCGGACGGCGCCGGCGAGCUCAAGAUGAUCCCCAGCUACGUCUACUCGCUCCCCACUGGGGAUGAGACCGGGCUGUUCUAUGCCCUGGAUCUUGGAGGCACCAACUUCAGAGUCCUCAGGGUGCAGCUGGGAGGAAAAGAUAGGCGUGUCAUCGACAGCGAGUCCGAGCAAGUGUCCAUCCCAAAAGAAAUCAUGCAUGGUACAACUGAGGAACUGUUCGAUUUCAUUGCGGCCCGCCUAUCGAAUUUUGUGGCCAAGGAGGGCGGCACCUUUCGUAUUCAGAAAGGUAGAAAGAGAGAGAUAGGUUUUACCUUCUCCUUUCCGGUAAAGCAAACUUCUAUUGAUUCCGGCAUUCUGAUCAAGUGGACAAAGGGUUUUGCCGUCUCUGGAACUGCUGGGAAGGAUGUAGUUGCCUGUCUAAAUGCUGCAAUGGAGAGACAAGGGCUUGACAUGAGUGUAUCUGCUUUGGUAAACGAUACCGUUGGAACCUUAGCUGGAGCGCAUUAUUGGGACAAGGACGUGAUGGUUGCAGUAAUAUUGGGCACUGGCACAAAUGCUUGCUACAUUGAGAAAAACGAUUUUAUCCCAAAGCUCCUACACCUUGGGCCUGUAACAGGAAACACGAUUAUCAACACUGAAUGGGGAGCGUUUUCAGAUGGUCUUCCACUAACUGAAUUUGACAGAGACAUGGAUGCUGAGAGCAUAAAUCCCGGUGAACAGAUAUUUGAGAAGACGAUUUCUGGUAUGUACCUUGGAGAAAUUGUGCGAAGAGCGCUGGCCAAAAUGGCUCAAGAGCAUGAUCUGUUUGGCCAUUCUUUCGCUGACAAACUUGCUCAGCCGUUUGUCCUAAGAACCCCACAUUUGUGUGCUAUGCAACAAGAUCGUUCCAAUGACCUGGGAGAAGUUGAAUUAAUCUUACGCGACGUGAUCGGUGUCAAUGAAUCUUCUCUAGCGGAACGGAGGGCUAUCGUAGAUGUUUCUGAUUGCAUCGUCAAGAGAGGCGGUCGGUUGGCUGGUGCCGGCAUUGCUGGCAUUCUUCAGAAGAUGGAGAGCGACUCCAAUGGGCAGGUCUUAGGGAGACGAACAGCGGUCGCGAUGGAUGGUGGACUUUACGAGAAUUACCCUCAGUACAGGUCGUAUAUGACCGAUGCUAUGGUGGAGCUUCUCGGGCCCCAGGACUCGGAGCACGUAGUCGUUGAGCACACAAAAGAUGGGUCUGGCAUCGGCGCAGCACUGUUGGCUGCCGCAAACUCAAAAUAUGCAGCGCAGUCCUCGACAUGACAGUCAUCAGGAACCUGCAACAUGGAGAGUUUGCUGCUACGUACAUUGGGUAUUUGGGUGGGUUCUGGAACUUUACAACAGGAGGUUAUCAACCGAACAAAUCACAUCAACCGAACCAAGACUGGCCUAGAUUACAGGAGAUUACAACAGAUCUGCCUUGUUAUUGUAUUAUCGAAGAUCCAAACACGCAAAUGUUAAAGAAAUACCUAACAACAUGUGUAACUAUCGGCAUAUGAAUAAUCAGUGAGUGUCUUUCAAGAGCAUCCUGCAAUCUCAGACCGUACUUAUCCAGAAGAUUGAGAUUUCUUGUUAGACUCUUAAUGGUGGUGUGCGGGGCUGGUAUUUCAAGAAUGUUGAAUAAUUUUCAGUUGCAUUUUUUUGUCAUACAAAUAAUUGAGCAUUAGCAAGAGAUUCGCGACCUAUGAAUUCUUAUGGAAACUCGGGUUUUCCAAGUUAUUAGAAAA
Messenger RNA from Lolium perenne, 2105 nucleotides. Its product is annotated as hexokinase-4, chloroplastic. Gene Ontology annotation, molecular function: D-glucose binding; glucokinase activity; ATP binding. Gene Ontology annotation, biological process: intracellular glucose homeostasis; carbohydrate phosphorylation; glucose 6-phosphate metabolic process. NCBI's taxonomy places the organism in Eukaryota, Viridiplantae, Streptophyta, Magnoliopsida, Poales, Poaceae. The record is from RefSeq and is a predicted model, not a curated record. Gene Ontology annotation, cellular component: cytosol; mitochondrion.